Anisakis simplex (herring worm) is the source of this 1386-nucleotide messenger RNA. The record is from the annotation of a GenBank genome assembly. Lineage: Eukaryota; Metazoa; Nematoda; Chromadorea; Rhabditida; Anisakidae.
AUGUUUGUCUUCAAAAAAGAGUAUGGCAUUGAUUCGGGUGCUUCAAAUAAGUUUUCUGGCGAUUUUAGAGCGAAUGUUGAGAAGAGAAAGGCUGAAAAAGCAUUGCAAAAGCUGCAACAGUUGGAGAAGCUACAGCUGUCCGGAAUUCAAGAGAAUAUAGCUGAUGAAGAUGCGCAAUCAGCCAACAUAAUCACUCAAAGACAACGUAAGCCACUACGUGACGUGACAAUAUCACCAAAAGUGGGAUCGUCUUCAGUGGGUGGAAUUAAUCAACUCGCUGAUAAUUUUGAUGAGCAUUUACUGAUUAGUGAAGCUGAUAUGAUGACAAUGAUGAUGCUGCAAAAGAAUCACGAGGAUAGUCAAGAGUCGAGCCAGCAGCACCGACUGCAACAAACUUCAAAUAAUCGAUCACUUGAUUCGGAGAACUCAAGUCGUUCAUUUCGUUCAUUUCAACAACAACACAGUCAUCAGCAACAACCCAUUGUUGCAUCAACACCCAAGUCAAACAAUUGUACUCAAGCAUCUCCGUCAUCGAAUUCAGAUCAAUUGAUUUUAUCAGCACAACGAAAUUCGUCCGCAUUUACAAGUUCGGAUAGCGAGGAAGAAUUUUUUGAUGCAGCCUCUGAGAUUUCGUCUGAUGAGGCAGAUGAUUCACAACCAUAUCAAGCCCAUCAUAGUUUGAAUACUGCUUCAGCUCUCGAUGAAUCACGUUCGGGUGAAAAGGUGAGAUCUCCUCGUUUGAAUGCGUUGGCCGAAUGUACUGAACCACCAUUAUCAAAUCUUGAAUAUCAGAGUGUUUCAACGUCGCCAAGAGAUGACAGAUCAGUGCCCAAGAAUGUAUCACCUCGCGUCUCGAAAGCACAUUCAACAACUAAUCCUGAUUUGAGAGAUAUUGAACAAAUAGUUGAAAUGCAAGAAAAUGCGUUGCGCGAAGAAUUGAUGCAAAUUCAAAGGAAGGUAUCGUCACAGAGUGAUCGAAGUAAUUCCUCGUUAACACCAUCCAGACCACGAAAUGUACCGUCGGUUGAAAAACCGUCACCAGCACAACAUAAGUUAUCCAAUCAAGCAGCAAUGAUUUCCUCGUCGAGAUCGGUUGAUUUUGCAAACGAUUCAACGAAUAUUCAGUGCGCUUCGGUGCAGCAAUCUAAAAUUUUCCUCUUUAUUUUUUGUUUCCAGCGACUACCAACACCGUUGAGAAGGCCAAGUGGCGCACGAAGUAUGAUACCAACACCAACAUCGCGUAUGGCGGUUCCAAAAAUAGCAGUCCGAGGAUUCGGAGGAGGCAGCACACCAUCACUCUUACCACCGAACAGCAGUGGAAGAUCAAAGAGCGAUGAAACGCAGUCAGAGUGUGGACCAAGUGAAUGGGCAGAUGAAUGUUUUUGA